AUGCCUUAUCACAAAAAUAAAUCAAACUUUUCAGAUGUUUCCAUCCUCAUACUUCCGAAUGAAAUAUUGUAUAUAAUAUUUGAGGAAUUCGACGUGCCAUCACUUAUUAGCCUGAGUAACGUGUGUAACUUGUUUAAGGAAAUCGCAAGAAUUUAUCUCGCCAUCGCGUUCAAGAAUGAGAACCUCAGUCUACUACUUGGAUUCGAGCAAGAACAUAAAUGGUACUUCAAUGUAGACUUCGUGUUCGACGGUAUAUGCAAAAAAAAUGGAAAUUUCGUGUUUAAACCGAGACAAGAAACACCUUUGAAAUUCUUCAAUUCCUCCGUAUUGAAUAAUCCCACACUUUGGCGAGUACUCCUAAACACGAGCAAAGAACAUCAUCACUUAGACGAGACCAACAAUUCUUCGCCAAUGGCUGGCCCAUCUGGGACCAACACAAAUAUGCUGCAGAAAUCUUGCAAAUUAUCGGUAAAGACACCAAACAGCAUUUGUCAAAAAACGAAAGUAGUUUACCGAGUUGGAAAUGGUUCAUCUCAUCUCAAGGUUCCAUACAAAUUCUCUUACUCUGUCACCGAGAGUGCACAAAAAACGCGGGCGGGCGAACGGUGGAUCGUACCACAGUCGUUUGAAUGCCCAUCGAGUUUCUUUUAUCCCAAUGAGGCGAUCGCUCACAGAAUCGUUAUGUCCAUAAUAAAAUACAAAUCCACGAAAAAGUCCACAACAGAAAUAAUAUCCAUAAAAGGCAAAGAACGUGUCACUUCAUUACCUCAACCACAGGAAGUAAUAAUUACGCAAGGAGAGCCUCCAAGGAAGCCUUCGAGGUGGAUGAGUGGCGCAAGAGGAAGCUACAAGAAAUCUUCAUCUCGAUAA
Molecule: messenger RNA, 870 nt
Organism: Acaulospora colombiana
Lineage: Eukaryota; Fungi; Glomeromycota; Glomeromycetes; Diversisporales; Acaulosporaceae
Source: the annotation of a GenBank genome assembly